AUGGCUCCACCAAGAUCCUCCAAGGACAAGUUCUUUGAGAAGGUCAUCAACCCGUACUUGUCCGAGGUGAUGAAGCACCCUCAAGCCAUUGAGAUGCGUGAGGGGGUGCUCCACAUCCGGGAUGUUCAUGGGCCCAAGAGGACGGGAAGCAUGGAGGCCAGGCUCGAGGCGCUGGAACAAGACAUCUUCAAGUGCCAAGUAAUGGUGGAGCAUGGACUCAACGCCAAUCACUCCAUGAUCACGGAAUUCACCUGUGAUCACAUGGUGGAUGGCCGAUCUAUGAAGGACAUCGUCUUCACCUUCAACGAGCAAAUUAAUUUUCUGCAAAGCCAAAUCUAUGAUCUUCAAAACCAAGUUUUUGAGUAUGAAACAAGGUUUAAAGGCAAGAAGCGCUUCUACAUGCAUCCUCCUGUCGGUCCCUAA
This is a messenger RNA of Aegilops tauschii subsp. strangulata, 423 nucleotides long. RefSeq lists its product as uncharacterized. The record is from RefSeq and is a predicted model, not a curated record. Lineage: Eukaryota; Viridiplantae; Streptophyta; Magnoliopsida; Poales; Poaceae.